AUGAUGUUGGAUAGCCUAGACCUUUCCCUGCCCGCUAAGGCACCAUCGAUGGCAUGUUACCAUGAUGUGCCUAUGACUUUACAUCCAGUAGCUCUCUAUACUCUCGUCGACCUAGAUGACGUAGAGCUUGGAUAUCUCGAGCGCGAAUGCGAAUCUGAGUGUGUUGUCAUAGGCAGCGAGCCGGGUACCAGUGUGCGUCUUGCCCCACGGUCGCGCUUUGUCGGCCAGCCACUGCGCGCCGUCUUUGACUAUCAUCUUGAGUUGGGGCCGCAAAACACGUUUGAGCCUAGGUACUUUAUCGCCACCUCCGAGAAAAACUGGCAGACUAAAGGGGUCAUACUGGUAGCGUUAGACGAUGACAAGCUUGAGUGCAAUGUCGACUCAUUUCGCAUCAAGGCUGCCGAUGUCGGCUUAAGUAUCGUGAAUCUGCAAAUUGGGAAUUCUUCCUGGAACGAAGAAAAGAAUGGUUAUAAGCUCCAUCCCGAUAAUGGAGAUGGCGACGAAGAAGAAGAAGAAGAAGAUGAUGAUGAUGAUGAUGGACCACCAAGGCCGAGGGCAAAUAUUCCCCUAGGCUACUAUGUUCCCAUUUAUAUCCAUUCGAGUUUGCCGGAAGAUAAAGUUAUUGCCGACCUGGAGCCAGCGUUCAAAUACAAAUCGUCCAAAGAAUAUGCCUGUCGCAUCCAAGCCAAAUUGACUCCUGCAUCCCUCUCCUCAGACACAGCAUCAACCCAGGACCUCAUCCAGCAAGCUGUCGUCCUACACCCCCUGCGCUGUGCAAAGAACCAGUAUCUUCAAAAGAAAUACAUCCUCGUCGUCGAUACGGUAGACCCUGAUGAAAAUGGCAUGCUGAUGGUCAAAUUGCCGCCAUGGGAUGCAGGCCUUUCAGGGACGACUGAAAAAGCAGACUUGCACCGCAUCGGGGAGGAAUUAGCCCUUACUACUACUCAGCAUAUCCGUAUCCCGUAUUCUUGCUACGAAGGCCUGCAGACGCGUUUUCUGGUCGUAGCUAAUGGUGAUGCUGACUGGCCGUCAGAAGACGUGCGCGUUCAACCCGUCUUUAUCGUCUUCCAGUACAACACGCACCACAAGGAGCUCGGUUUUGGCGCUAGUUCAAUUGAUUCUAGCGCUGCGAAACGGAAGCCUGGCGAAGAGCGACUGAUAUAUGCGCCCGAAGCGGUCGAGCGCUCCGGAGAACGCCUGGACUUGAUUAAGUGGAACUACAAUGAAGCCGUGAGACGAUUUCCUUGGUUUUGCCGGGAGAAACGAUUCGUCGAAGCCUUAGAUACGACUUAUUUUAUCUGCGUGGAUGGAGACGAUGUGGCUAAGACGGGGGUGUUACUGGUGCGGAGAAAAUGGGACGGGAAUCUGUGGGGCCGGACACGGGAAGAGUUGCUCAGUUUGCACGUUGAUGGUGUGAAGCACGUAAAGGCCCCCAUUAAGGAAGCACUUUCUCUCCUGGAGAAGGGACGGAAGGGUGAAACAAAUGGGAUGAGUGAGAGCUUGAGAGGUUUCUUCUCAUAG
Molecule: messenger RNA, 1521 nt
Organism: Daldinia childiae
Lineage: Eukaryota; Fungi; Ascomycota; Sordariomycetes; Xylariales; Hypoxylaceae
Exons: 1
Coding region: 1-1521 (506 amino acids)
Source: RefSeq, a predicted model, not a curated record